This is a messenger RNA of Ectocarpus siliculosus, 249 nucleotides long. NCBI's taxonomy places the organism in Eukaryota, Phaeophyceae, Ectocarpales, Ectocarpaceae. The record is from the annotation of a GenBank genome assembly.
AUGCCGAUACGUGUGUACCCCCAACCUACCAGGGUGUACCCUUUCUGCUCCGGUUGUGGAACCUCUCGCUCCACCGGCACCUCCACCUGGUGCAGCAAGUGCGCCCGGCAAGCGUCGUUGUGCGCCGUGUGCGACCUUCCCGUCGUGGGGCUGUACAUCGAGUGCCCCGGGUGCCACCACGGGGGGCACGCGGAACACAUGAUGCUGACCCGGACGGAUAUUUACGCUGAGUCCCCGUGGGACAUGUAA